Prorocentrum cordatum is the source of this 324-nucleotide messenger RNA. The record is from the annotation of a GenBank genome assembly. NCBI's taxonomy places the organism in Eukaryota, Dinophyceae, Prorocentrales, Prorocentraceae.
AUGGGGCAGAGCGACCACGGGCCUCGUGUCAGUCUCGUGAGCAGGGCGUCUGGGGCCGCCUCCGCCAGGGGGGCGCCAGCUGAGGAGGAGGAGGAGGAGGAGGAGGAGGAGGAGGAGCCCUGGAAAAACUGUGCAGCUCUCGCGCGCGGUCCGCCUCCCCGCGCCCCUCGCUUUCCGGUGUGCGCGCGGGGCGCGCCGGGCGCUCCGAUGCUAAAUGGACGACAUGGUUGCGCGACCUUUUCCAGGGGGGGGCCCGGAUCGGCCCGGCCAGGGUGGGUGCAGGUGCGCAGCCUGGCAGCCCCGCGCGCGCGGCAGCCCCCCUAG